AUGUAUACCAUAAUUCCUGAUAUUUAUGAUUUAACCUCUGAUGCGCCUGAAAACAUUUCUGAAUGUUCAAGUGGUAAAAGGAUAAAUGAAUAUAUUACAAAAUUGGAGAGUAUUUCAAAUAAACGAGAAAUUGAUGCGUUAGUAUCGAGAAUGAAAAUAACAAAAGUUAAUCAUUUUGAUAGUUCUACAUAUAAAGUUUUUACUAGAUCGCAAAAAGAAAUAAAGUUGAGGAAACAAACUCGCUUUAUGAGGAGUGAGAAUACUGACUAG
Messenger RNA from Debaryomyces tyrocola, 270 nucleotides. The record is from the annotation of a GenBank genome assembly. Lineage: Eukaryota; Fungi; Ascomycota; Pichiomycetes; Serinales; Debaryomycetaceae.